GGCGCGGGCGUUAGAUAGGAGCACCCAGUCUACUCUAGACCGCUGGACUUGUCGCUCUCGUUUCAUUUUUAGGGCAGCGAUCGUCGCGUCGCUCGACACGACGACAUACAACCCCAUCGCCAUAUAGUUUGUGAGUGUGUGUGUGUGUGUGUAAACAUUAGAUUUCAUUUUCUUGGCCCAUCGUUUUGUUUUUGUUUCUGUCGAUCCUGUGGGGAAAAGAAAACAAAAAAAUUGCUUGUUUGUGUGUUACGUUUGGAAAUUCCCGUGAAAGAGAAAAAAAAAAAAAUUAAUUAUGAAAAUGUUCAGCGUGGAUGUUAAGACACCGUCGAAAUGGUGAGGUGGUUAGGUUUGACACCUCGGCGCCAGAAGAGACGUAAAACAUCGCAGUGUAGUGCUGGACGACACUGAUGACUUUGGACGAGAAUACGCGACACACGAGUAUCGUCGGCCAGUGGAACAUUUGCGUACGGAGUGAGUGCGAAAAGUGGAAGAAACAAAACGGGGCGAAAUAGUGAAAAACAAAACAAAAAGAAAUUCCCGGUUUGACGACAAAACCGAAAUAUCGAGCCGCGUGUUUGUUUUUCCUUGCUUUUUCUUCUUCAUCUGGUUCGCCCUUUUUUUUUGUUGCCUUCUUUUUUCUCUAUCUCGUCGGCUCCAUCCAGCCCUGGCCUGCUGUUUGUCUCAUCUCAUUUUCUUCCUUCCUCCUCUUCUUGUUCAUCCAUCUUUGGCCUCCCCUCGUGUGUACGUGUGUGCGUCCUAUCUGUGGCUCUUCGUUCGUUCCCCGGAUCCCCGCCACCCAACCACCACCCCCCUCCGUUCGUGAUGGUAUUGAUCGGUUCCAUGCUGGGUGGAUGCUGCGACUAGCGGGGCUCUCGCAACUCCGAUUCACACACACGCGUGAUCACUUCGCAGAAUGUCUCCGUCGAUAUAAUACAACAAACCGCAGGAAACAACCUUAGAAGAAAAAAGUCGUCUGUGUGUGUGUGUGUGUCCGUGUUGUGUUUGUCCUCCUGCGAAUUACUCGUCACUGGCCAGGACAGCCACACGCGUUUGGGGGAAAGAAAAAGAAAAAAACAAACAACAAAACAAAACAAUGUGCAACGACGAGUCGGUUGCGAUCAUUUCGUCAGUGUCGUCCUCGAUCCAACAGCAGAAGCGCAGUUGCAUCUGAUCUCUUUGACAUUUGGCGGAGCCAGCGGUGGCCCUCCUUUUUUUUUAUUUUCUGCCCGUGAGUUUUCAAAAUCAAUAAGUCCUCGACAACGAAUCAUCAACUGACUACACAUCUACAACCGACCGAAGAGGAUUUCGUUUUUUUUGUUUUUUGUUGGACGGGAUUUCCCUUUUUUAAAAAAUCGUCUUCAAUCAAACUGACAACCAUUUGGAAUCAUUGGUGAUAUUACUGAUCCAGCUGUUCAACUCGUCCGUGGUGUUAAACCACCUCUAUGCUGCUCACGGAAUCACCUCUGCAGCCAAUUGGGCUCAACAACAAGACGAAGCUCAUCAUCAUGGGUUGCGUCUCGAGCAAGGCCGAACACGACGCGGUAGCAGGGUUUGCUACCAACGCCAACCUUUUCCAGGUGAUGAAUGUGGACGAUACGGGCCGGCGUUUAUGCCCUGGGCAGCUGGAAGUUGGCGAAUCCGACCUGAUAUUGUAUCAGCGUGGUAAAACUCCAGUCCGGUGGCCGUUGAGGUCCCUUCGGCGCUACGGUUUCGACGCCCAGCUGUUUAGCUUCGAAUGCGGCCGACGGUGUCCUACUGGACCGGGCAUUUACGCCUUCCAUUGUCGCAACGCCGAGAUACUCUUUAAUCACGUCCAGGCUCGAGUGGCAGCCCGGCACGAAGAACAGGAACAGCUGGCCGGAGUGUUGGGCGCCAAUGGCAACCAUUCGCGAUCACGAAUCCGACACUCUAUGCCGGCCCGAAGCGCCUCUUCUUUACUGUUCCCCAACAGCAACGCCGGCAAUAGCCUCGUCGUCGAUCGCGAAGAUGUCGAAGAGAAUUCCUAUCUGGAACCGAUCCGGCUAGUGGGCCAACAGCAGCAGCAAGGGCCAGCUGUUUGGUCACCCAAUUCCAGGCCGCUUAGUUCUUCCUCGCUCAUUUCUAGUAGCUCAUCGCCCAUCAGUCCGUCGGCAGCCGGCAACCUCUACGCCAACAACGAAGCUCUAUUGGCCGCAGCUGCAGCCGCCAAUAAUGACACCGGAUUAAUCCAUCAUCACCAUCAUCAUCAUGACCCAUCAACGAUGGCCAUGACCGGUUCUGUCACGAUGGAAACCGUCCUCGUUCCUCCACCGAUAGCCUACGCCAAUUUGCAUCACGACGUGAACAAUAGCAACGCGACUGCUGCCAAAGAUCCUCGGCUCAUGAUGGAGGACGAUUUAUCGGCCGACGAAGCUGAUAACCAGCAACACCUUUACAUCAAUGUCGGUCCCGAUGCCAUUGAGGCUAAGCCGAGGUCUUCAGAUUCAAAUCACAUGACAUUGCCGUCACUAAAGCAAGUCAAUUAUGUGCUAUUGGAUCUGGAUAAAGGCUCCGAUUCGACAACCACUGCUUCGGUGACGACGACCACGGGUGGUGGAUUACAAGCCAAUUCACCUGAAGGAUCUUUAGCCUCUUUCCCGGAAUCACCUCAUCGGACUGUGAACAGCAUCGCUGCGGUGGCUGCUAACGCCACGACAGCCAUCACCGAUGUUUUAUCCAGCUCAGCUCAGGCUGUCAUAAGCGCCGAAGGCUAUGCCACCAUUGAUUUUGAUCGGACGGCUGCCUUGUCGAACGCUACUGGACUUGGCGUAGCUUUUCCCAAUCUUGCCGGAUGUGAGGAGGAAGAACAAGGAUUGCGGAAGACUCGCCAUAAUUCGACCAUGGUGGGUGGCAGCAGCAGUAGCGGGAGCAGUCACGCCGUUCGUCUCUUAGGGCUCAAUCGGCAGACAUCGUCCGUCAGUGAGUGAUCAAUGGGCCUUUACAACCCCAUUUGAAAGGGCAAAAUUAAACGAUACAACUCGUCCCAAAACAACGCUCAAUUUUGUGCGCGAGCUUCGCAAGGACUAGACGAUCAAGUGCAUAAACGGAGUCGAUGCAAGGCUCAAUAGUUGGACAGGAAGGGAAGCCCCCCCCCACUCCUCUCCCUUUAAGAAAAGAAAAAAAAAGAAAAAUGUCAGGUGUUCGUUUUUGGAACAUGAUCCACUUCCACUUAUACUGAUGGCUACAUCCUAGCAUAUAUAUUGCCGACAGUAUUUCUCUCUUCUCGUCCUGUGUAACACUGUGUAUAUACCACACGUCAAUGAUCUUAUUAUACCUAAUGGGCAUUCAUUUUGAUUGGUUAUCCCACAAUCACACACACACACACACACAGUAUAUUCCGACAAAAGAAAAAUUGCCAAAAAACGAAAUUCGAUUUUAGAAUACACUUGUUACCAAUUUG
This is a messenger RNA of Daphnia magna, 3418 nucleotides long. RefSeq lists its product as uncharacterized. Bases 1443 to 2945 code for a protein of 500 amino acids. Gene Ontology annotation, biological process: cell surface receptor protein tyrosine kinase signaling pathway. The record is from RefSeq and is a predicted model, not a curated record. The transcript has 4 exons. NCBI's taxonomy places the organism in Eukaryota, Metazoa, Arthropoda, Branchiopoda, Diplostraca, Daphniidae. Gene Ontology annotation, cellular component: cytoplasm.